Molecule: messenger RNA, 1059 nt
Organism: Penicillium odoratum
Lineage: Eukaryota; Fungi; Ascomycota; Eurotiomycetes; Eurotiales; Aspergillaceae
Product: replication factor C subunit 4
Exons: 5
Coding region: 1-1059 (352 amino acids)
Biological process (GO): DNA-templated DNA replication; DNA repair
Cellular component (GO): nucleus; Ctf18 RFC-like complex; Elg1 RFC-like complex
Molecular function (GO): DNA clamp loader activity; DNA binding; ATP hydrolysis activity
Source: RefSeq, a predicted model, not a curated record
AUGGUUCAAGCUGAAUCUUCCUUAAGUGCUGCACGCAAUGGUGCUAAGGCCUCAACUGCAGGUGCUCCUGCGGACUACGAACUACCUUGGGUCGAGAAGUAUCGCCCUGUUUUCCUGGACGAUAUUGUUGGCAAUACGGAGACAAUUGAACGUUUAAAAAUCAUCGCCAAGGAUGGUAACAUGCCUCACGUUAUCAUUUCAGGCAUGCCAGGAAUUGGAAAGACAACCUCUGUGUUAUGCCUAGCUCGACAAUUGCUGGGAGACUCGUAUAAGGAGGCCGUGCUGGAAUUGAAUGCAAGUGACGAGCGAGGUAUCGACGUAGUACGCAAUCGGAUCAAGGGUUUUGCCCAGAAGAAAGUCACCUUGCCUCCAGGCCGUCAUAAGCUGGUCAUCCUUGAUGAAGCAGACAGCAUGACACCCGGCGCUCAACAAGCACUGCGACGUACGAUGGAGAUCUACUCGACCACAACUCGAUUCGCCUUUGCCUGCAACCAAUCGAAUAAGAUUAUCGAGCCACUGCAAUCUCGAUGUGCUAUCCUCCGUUAUGCGCGAUUGACCGACGCCCAAGUUGUCAAGCGACUGAUGCAGAUCUGCGAGGCGGAAAAGGUUGAACACUCCGAAGAUGGUAUUGCCGCUUUAGUAUUCAGUGCAGAGGGCGAUAUGCGGCAAGCGAUCAACAAUCUGCAGAGUACAUGGUCUGGAUUCGGUUUUGUGAGCGGAGAUAAUGUGUUCCGUGUCGUCGAUAGCCCUCACCCGGUCAAAGUUCAGGCCAUGAUCAAAGCCUGCUGGGAGGGCAAGGUGGAUGCUGCCCUAGAAGGGUUAAAUGAACUAUGGACAUUGGGAUAUUCCUCUCACGAUAUCAUUAGCACCAUGUUCCGAGUCACCAAGACCAUUCCUACUCUUUCUGAGCAUUCGAAGUUGGAGUUCAUUCGCGAGAUUGGGUUUACACACAUGCGGAUCCUAGACGGCGUGCAAUCCCUGCUGCAGCUAAGCGGCUGUAUCUCGAAGCUCUGCAAAAUCAACAUGAAACCCGAGCUCUUUGAAGCCCCUAAGGCUUGA